GGCCGCUCCCAGUCCAAUGGAGCCGUCGAAAAUGACAUUAGUCGGCUGAAACGCGAUCAAAUAGUGCCUAAGUAUCAUUCGCUAGCACGUGAAACAUAAAUAUUGUGCACACGACAACAAGUUUAUUUUGCUUUUCUUGUGUCUGUCGUUUUGAAAAUGACUCUCCUGUGAUUCUUUCUCAAUUCGUAUGCGAAUGUCCCUUCUACGCUACGCAACUUUCACAAACAGUAACCAGUGUUUUGUCAAAAUAUUAUUUAAAACAACACGCACGUUGCAUUGUCAAGAAAUGUUACAAUGAUGCCGAUAAAGGAUAAUCAAGAUGUGGCAUGUUUUUUGGUCACCAAACACUCGUGGAAAGGAAAAUACAAACGUAUCUUUUCAAUUGGAUCCAUGGGUAUAACAACAUAUAAUCCUACCACACUGGAGGUCACAAACAAAUGGGAAUACUCAGAUUUUAUAAGUGUCCAACCAACAAAUAGAAAUCAAUUAGGUGUACAUGAAUUUAGUAUAACAAUGCGCAAAGAACGAAAAGUUGACAAUAUGAAAUUUAGUUCAGAAUACAGAGCCCAUUUAUUAACUGAAGCUUUGAAAUAUAGAAACCAAUUUGCUGAGAAACCUAAAGAAAUUUUGAGAUAUCAAGCUUAUAAACAUCAUUGGUCUGAUACAAGAUUACCUGUUGUAUUAGAAGUGACACCAUACAGUCUUGACCAAUUAGAUCCAGCAACCAAUAUGGUAUUAGCCAGUUAUUAUUAUAAAGAUUUUGAAGGAAUUCUUACAAUGAAAGAUUAUCCCAAUGGAUUUGUAAUUGUAUGUGGUGGAUUUGGACGUUUACACCUUUUUGCCUCCCAAUACAUGGAAGAAAUUAAAAAAAAGCUGCUGGAAUCAGCUAUGAAUAAUUUAGGUAUCAACAUAAAAGUUUUGAAAGAACCAAUCAAAUUAGAUGAUUUUAUUGCUCAGAGAUUGGGUAAAUUUAGUGGUGAUGAACAUAUAACAAGUGUAUCAGAAUUUACUGUUCACAAAUAUUCGUCUAGGCAUAUAGAUCCUCAAAGAAGAACUCUUUGUCUCUCUGAUACUUGUUUACUGGAAAGAGAUCCUCAAACAUAUAAUAUUUGCACUCUUAGACCUCUGUCAGAUAUUUUUGCGUUGAUUCGUGACAAUGAAAAUCCACAAUUAUUUACUAUACAGUAUCUUAAUGGUCAAACUCGUAGUUAUACGGCAACAGAUAGAGAUUCUUUGUUAGCUUCCUUACUGGAUGGAGUUAGAGCAUCUGGUAAUACAGAUGUUCAUGUCAAAAUGUAUCCGGUACCUAGGGGAAAAAGGCUUGGUCCUCUUAAUUUACCUGUUGAUGAAGAAGUUGAAAUAUCUCAUGUUAAGUUUCUUCAGCAACCACCAAGUGGACGUACUUUUGCUGAAAUUUUGGAAAGAUUUAAUGCAAACAUUCCCUACAGUGGUCUUAAUUACUCUGUUACACAAGAUGGUAUUGUACCGCUUGAAUGGACUGUAACAUCAUUACAACUUCAAAUUUACCAUUUGAUGAAUAACUACUUACAGGGUCUUUUUACUGAAAAUAAAGAUAAAAUUAUUCUUGGUGCUUUAAAUGCAUUGGUCAAUAAAGAAUUAGAAACAAACAGUGAAAUAGAAGCACAAUUUCAUGCUUUAAGGAGACUGGUUGCUAGCAAAAUUGGUUUUACUGCAUUUACAACUCUCCUUGGAUUUAGAGAAGCUAUUGGACAUAAAGUUGUGAAAGCUUUAAAAAGACAAGAUUAUGGUGUAACACAAGCUGCUAUAGAUUGUAUUUGUGCCCUUAUGCAACCAAUGCAUGAUGAUUGUGAUUUAAGACAAGAACAGUUAAAUAAAAGUAGCCUUCUCAGUAGUAAUAAAUUCUUGGAAAAUUUACUUGAUAUGUGGGUUAACCAUAUAAAUCAUGGUACAGGUGCUCUGGUAGUUUCUGCCAUGCUUGAUCUUUUAACUUUUGCUCUAUGUGUACCAUACAGUGAAACGACCGAUGGAAAACAUUUUGAUAAUCUUCUAGAAAUGGUCGCCGCAAGAGGAAGAUCACUUUUUAAAUUGUUUCAACAUCCAUCGCUAGCUAUCGUUAAAGGUGCUGGAUUAAUAAUGAGAGCGAUCAUUGAAGAAGGUGCGCCAGAAGUUGCUGCAAAAAUGCAAGAACUUGCCCUUGCAGAAGGAGCUUUACCAAGACAUUUAUUAAAUAGUCUUUUUACUGUUGGUACUGAUGGUAGAUUGUUAACACAUAGGCAAUUGUGUAGACAUCUUGUAGGACUUUGGGUUACAGGACAUCCUACAGCUAUGGGACUGUUAAAAAGGAUUAUGCCUGUUGGUUUAUUAAAUUACUUAGACUCCGAUGAAAAAGUACCCGAUUCAUUUUUGGAAAAGGAACGAUUAAACAAUCGUGACAAUUUAAAGAUAGCUAUAGAUCACGCAUCGAAAAAUAAGAAAAGUCCACAAUGGAUUGCGAUCGAACGUCAAAUGCGUGUUGUUGAGAAACAUGUAGAGCAUGCUCUUCAACACUGGGGUGCCAGGAUUGGAAUCGAGCGUAAAGAGAAAAUCAAAGAACGUCCGAUAGAUCAUUCACUGCCAAAUUUAAUUUGGAAUCAUAAAACACGGGAGGAAUUAAGAACCGCGCUUGAGAAUGAAAUUCGUGCGUUCACUUUUGACAAAGAUUUAGCAGGAGGAACUUUAAUUGCUUGGAAUCAUAGGGAAUUUGAAGUACAGUAUCAGUGCCUGUCAGAUGAAGUGAAAAUCGGUGAUUAUUAUUUGAGGCUUUUGUUGGAAAAAGAUAGUCCAGACAGUCCAAUAAGAAAAUCAUAUGAAUUUUUUAACGACUUAUACCAUAGAUUCAUACUAACAACAAAAGUUGAAAUGAAGUGCCUUUGCUUGCAAGCAAUGACUAUAGUAUAUGAACGAUACUACGAAGAUAUUGGUCCAUUUUCGGAUACAAAAUAUAUUGUAGGAAUGCUGGAACGUUGUACAGAUAGAAUGGAACGUGAUAGACUAGUCAUGUUCAUAAAUAAACUUAUAUUACAUAGAAGAAAUGUAAAAGAUAUAAUGGAUCAAAAUGGAGUACGCACAUUAGUUGAUCUCUUAACUCUGGCUCAUUUACAUACAUCUAGAGCGGUGAUACCAACACAAACUAAUGUAAUAGAAGCAGGACCACAACAACAACAAGUUAUGGAAAAAGAGUGGUAUUACAAUGACGGAGAUCAGCGGAAAGGUCCUAUAAGUUUGAAAGAUUUAAAAGAAUUGUAUCUUACAAAUCAUAUUACAUACAAAACAAAAGUUUGGGCACAAGGAUUAGACGGAUGGCGAAUGAUCUCGCAAGUUCCACAAUUAAAAUGGACGUUAGUCGCAAAAGGGGCACCAGUUAUAAAUGAAAGUGAAUUAGCAACAUUGAUUCUAAAUAUUUUAAUCAAAAUGUGCGAGUAUUUUCCAAGUAGAGAUGUUGAUGACGCGGUAAUCAGACCCCUACCGCGCAUGAAACGGUUAUUAUCUGAUCUUCAGUGCCUACCUCAUAUUGUUCAACUUUUAUUAACGUUUGACCCGGUUUUAGUUGAAAAAGUAGCUACUUUAUUAUGUGAAAUAAUGCGAGAUAACGCAGAUAUGUCAAAAAUUUAUCUUACUGGUGUCUUUUAUUUCAUACUAAUGUAUACUGGUUCAAACGUUUUACCAAUAGCGAGAUUUUUACAGUUAACUCAUACGAAACAGGCGUUUAGAAAUGAUGAUAAUGCAUCAUCAGACAUCAUGCAGCGAAGUAUUCUUGGACAACUUUUACCCGAUGCGAUGGUUAGUUAUUUAGAAAAUCAUGGCGCAGAAAAAUUUGCACAAAUAUUUCUCGGUGAUUACGAUACACCAGAAGCAAUAUGGAAUGCCGAGAUGAGAAGAAUGCUUAUUGAAAAAAUAGCGACGCAUAUUGCAGAUUUUUCACCAAAAUUAAGAAGUCAUACUAUGGCUAGAUAUCAAUACAUUGCUAUACCUGCAAUAAGGUAUCCACAAUUAGAAAAAGAAUUAUUCUGUCAAAUAUUCUAUCUAAGGCAUCUAUGUGAUACUGUAAGAUUUCCACAGUGGCCUAUUCCUGAACCGGUACAUUUAUUGAAAGAUGUAUUAGAUGCAUGGAAGAAAGAAGUAGAAAAAAAACCACCAUUGAUGACAGUGGAUGAAGCUUAUAAAGUUCUUCAAUUGUGCAGUGAAAAACAACAUAACGAAGCUGAAGUCAGAAAAUCAUAUUAUAAACUUGCACAAAUGUAUCAUCCUGAUAAAAAUCCACAAGGAAGAGAUAAAUUUGAGGCUGUUAAUCAGGCAUAUGAAUUUUUAUGUAGUCGAAGUUGUUGGUCGACUGAUGGUCCAAAUCCUGAUAACAUAGUGCUUAUUUUAAGAACACAGAGUAUUCUCUUCCAUAGAUAUUCCAAUGAACUUAGACCUUACAAAUACGCAGGUUAUCCACAACUAAUCAAAACAAUCAAACUAGAAACAGACGAUGAGCAAUUAUUCUCAAAAUCCGCGCCAUUAUUGGCAGCCGCUAGUGAACUUGCAUAUCAUACUGUACAUUGUUCUGCAUUAAAUGCAGAGGAACUUCGUAGAGAAGGAGGAUUAGAUGUUCUAUUAGAAGCUUAUACACGAUGUGUUUCUGUUUUAAAUAAAUCAAGUAAACCUAAUGAUAUAGCAGUGCAAGUGUGCAUGCAUAUCACUAGAUGUUUUUCAGUUGCCGGAUCAUUUAGAGGCUGCAAAGACAAAAUUAUUGAACUACCACAACUAGUUAAAGAUCUCUGUAGAAUAUUACAUUUCAAGCAUUUAACAAAAUUAUGCUCAGUGGCCACAGAAUGUGUGUCUUCCCUUGCUUCGGACAGUGUAUUACAAAUGCAAUUGCUACAAUCUGGUGCUUUAUGGCAUUUAUUAUUAUUUAUGUUUAAUUACGAUUAUACAUUGGAAGAAGGUGGUGUUGAAAGAAAUCAAGACGAAAAUCGCCAAGAAGUGGCAAAUAAUUUAGCGAAACUAGCAGUUCGAGCAUGUGCAAGAUUGGGUGGUUACAUGAUAGGAGAGAAUGAAACACCUAUUAAUCCAGUUACUGUUGCUGCUUUAGAAAGUUUAUUAACGCCUUAUCUAGCUCGUCAACUGUCGAAGGAUAAACCGGAAGAAAUAUUAAAAAUCCUGAACUCGAAUUGCUCAAAUCCAUAUUUGAUUUGGGAUAACGGGACAAGGGCAGAAUUAAACGAAUAUUUGGAAACUAAACGACAGGAAAGAUUAAAUGGCAAUGAUAGUCUUGAACACGAUUUUAAUGACUUUAAAUAUAGCGUCCAUGCUGGUGAACUUAUUAUUGGAGAAAUAUUUGUGAAAGUAUAUAAUGAACAACCCAAUUUUCCAAUAGAGAAUCCUAAAAGUUUUACAAUUAAUUUACUUGACUUUUUGUCUGAAUCGACAAAAUAUUUGAUGUCAGUGGGAAAUAAUCCAGCAUCAACUAAAAAGGAUCAAGAGAAGUUGGAACAUAUUGUUAUGUCUUUAGAAGCAUUAAGGAAUAAAAAUGCUCUUGAAGUUAUUAGUAAUGUUACAAAGAACCAAGAAUGUGUAGACGAUAUUGCGGCAAAUGAAGUUAUAGUACAUUUAUUAUUAGCUUUAAAUUCUCUGAAAGAAUAUCAGUUACUUAUAUUGGAAACCUUGUACGCUCUAAUGAGCUCGACGAAGAUCGUGAAAGAUGCACUGUCUAAAGGUGCUGUUAUAUACGUUCUUGAUUUGUUUUGUAAUUCGAGUAAUACUCAGAUACGCGAAGCAGCCGCAGAACUGCUUGGUAAAAUGUCAUCUGAUAAGUUAGCUGGACCGAAAGUGAAAUUAGAUUUGUCUAAAUUUUUACCCAGAUUAUUUAGUGAAGCUAUUAGAGAUGUUCCAAAACAGUGCGUGCAUAUGUUUGAAACAAAACACGAGAAUCCUGAAUUAAUCUGGGAUGAUAAUGCCAAAGCUAGAGUGUCAAGAAUUGUUGGAGAAUUAAAAGACGAAUAUUAUAUGUUACAAAGGCGAAAUUCCAAUGCAAUAUUAAAAUUACCUGAAACUCAAAGUAAUAUUGAUGUCGCAACAAACGAACCCGCAGUCGGAGGUGUAUACCUUAGAUUAUUUAUAGCCAGUCCCGCGUGGGCCCUUAGGAAGCCUAAAGAAUUUUUAAGUGAACUUAUGGAUACGACGUUAGGCCUUAUGUCCAAAGAAAAAACUGAUCCGGACAUGUUAGAAUUAACAACACAAGCAUUAGUAAGUUUACUUCAAGCACAACCAAGUUUAGCAGAUCAAGUUCCAUCAUUAGGACACAUACCUAGGCUAUGUCGACAAAUGGCAAUGCAAAAUAAUCAACCAUCUGUAUAUAAAACUGCGAUAUUAAUACUUCAUCAGUUAGCAGCAAGCGAAAUUUGUAUAUCAUCUAUUUGUCAAACAGAGUGUAUAAGUCCAUUGAAACAUGCAAUGCAAUCUAGACGAGAUAUGAUAGCAAUAGCAUGCGAAACGUUGAACAGACUAUUUUCAACUAAUGAAGACAGACUCAUAAAACAGGCACUGGACGCUGAAAUGGUACCUUAUCUCCUAAAUAUAUUAGAGGGACGAUUAGACGUAAUUGAAAAUCCUGCAACUGCUAAAGCUCAAAUAGUCAAAGCUUUAAAAGCGAUGACCAGGAGUUUGUUGUUAGGUGAGAAAGUAAAUGCAAUACUGGAGAAGUCAAGUGUUUGGGCGGAAUAUAAAGAUCAGCGGCAUGAUCUGUUUAUUUCUAAUACAACUAAUUCUGGUUACCUUACCGCUGGAACGCCAGUAUCAGCUGGUUAUUUAACGGCUGGACCUAGUACCACAUUAACUACCGGUCCACCUCCAGUCGACAAAGAAGAUAGUUUAAUUAAUAGAAAUGAUAGUAUCUGAUAUAGGUAGCAUCGUAAUUAAAGAAAAAAAUAAAUUAUAAAAGGCAGUAAAAAUGCCACUUCUGGAAAUUCCUAUCGGUAAAUUGGUACCGGUGUAAAGACUACAUUGCCUGUGAUUUUUGGCUCCUUAAAAUAAGGAAUUUAUCAAUUGAAUAAUGUUUUUGUUGAAUUUACAUUUAUAUUAAGAUUAUCACAAUACAAUGAUCUUUUUAUUAUGCUGUAUAGGCAGAUUAUAUAAUUGUGUAAGAUAUGUCAUUCUUUACAAAGAUGUCAGCAUGUGGCAAAAGAUAGUAUUCAAUGAAAGUCUAUUACUAAACAAAUUUUUCUAGGAAAUGUCCCCCGAAGAAAAGUCUCCCUCAUCGAGUGUAAAGAUUUUUUAGACAACAUUUCAUUUUGUACUUAGUAAAUCUUCCGAUACGAUUUUUCAUCUUAUAAUAAUCUAAUUAUCUAAUAAACGAACUUACAUUCCUGGAAGGAAUAAUACGUUCGAGAUUUAGCGUUAUUGCUGUAUCUGAGUGUGAUUAGUAUUCUAUGGAGAGAUUUUUAAAUAUUUACUAAUAAAUACAAUAUAUGUAUACUUGGUCCAAUUUCAAUUUCUCAGAAUCCUAUGUGUCAAUGAAAAUUAUAUUAUUUUAGUUGCCAUCACUAUUGUAUGAAUUAAAUCUAUAUUUAUUAAAUGUAUCUUCACAAUCUAAUCGCAUUUUUCGAUAUGGCAAGAUGCUUUCACUUUCUUUUUUAUGCAUCAAGAGAUUCAUAAGCAUCUAGUUUGUAAUAUAAACUUCAAGAGAUGCAAAAGCGUUGUAUAAAAGCGAUUCAUCAUCAUUUUUUCGCGGUAAUUUCAUAUUUAUUUUCUUCAUUAAUUUUAUGAGGACACGUGACAAUUGCGAUUGUAUAUCGAACAUCUAUCAAACAAAUCAAACGAUUAUAAAAAAUGUUAAAUAUACAUGAUCUUAAAACAAACUCGGUCAUAUAUUUUAAAACAAUAUUCAUUUAUUAUUUCAAUGCUGUGUGUAUUCUUUUCCUUCAAAAUAUCACGUAUAUAUUAUACUUUGUUAUAUAGCUCCUUUUAUGUACGCUUAAGACCGAAAAAAAGCGCUAAAACUUCUCGGUGAUAAUAAAUGAGGAUCUAUCGAAUGGAGUAGAUUCCAUGGGUAGAGAGUUCCUCUUUUUUCAUAUCAAUUUCUAAUAUUCUAAUGAAGCGAUAAUUCAGCAAGUACAGACGGACAUCCUUAGCUUAGAAAUAUAAAACAAAAGUAAAAGAGAUAGAAGCAACACGCUACGCGUUGUUUUUUCAUUUGCUACUUUAAAUCGAUGAGUUAAGUGUUCACGGUGUCAAACAAAUAAAGCAAAGACACAAAACACUAACAAUAAGAAUAAUAGUUCCUCUGGUAGCAAAAAUAUGUAUGUACGUGUACGUGCCUGCUAGACACAAUAUAAAACAAUAUUUCUAAUAUUUCUUUAAUUUACAUUUCUAUAACAAUGGCGAAUAACUAAAAACUUCGUUUCUGAUAGAUCAUACAGUAUUCGUGUAAAUGAGAUUUUUUUGUCACCGUACACUCGACUCAUUGAGCGAUCCUUCUUUUAGAAAAGUGAAAAAAAUAAGUGAAGCGAUUAGUUAGAUAAAAAAUACAGCGAUCGAAACGAUGAUCAUAAUGAAAUAUAAAAAUAGAAUAAAAACUGAUUGACAUGUUCUUGUUGUACUGUAAUAUUAUAAUAUUGUUGCUGGUAAUCGAGCAACUAUGUGAAAAAAUAUGAAAGAGCUUUAGUUAUUUUUAUGUAUUUGCGCCUGAGUUCUUAAGGUCGAGAAUAAGAUAUUGUAUAUA
Heterotrigona itama is the source of this 8722-nucleotide messenger RNA. NCBI's taxonomy places the organism in Eukaryota, Metazoa, Arthropoda, Insecta, Hymenoptera, Apidae. The record is from the annotation of a GenBank genome assembly.